Messenger RNA from Yamadazyma tenuis ATCC 10573, 1813 nucleotides. Lineage: Eukaryota; Fungi; Ascomycota; Pichiomycetes; Serinales; Debaryomycetaceae. The record is from RefSeq and is a predicted model, not a curated record.
CAAAAUAAUAAGGCUACAUUCGUUACGACUUGCAGUAUAAAGAAACAAAACAUCCCACAAAACCAGUUAACUGCUAUCAGAAAAUACAAGUCAGCCGAAGACAUUCCACUGAAGAAACUUGUGAACUGGAAUGAAGUUUAUGUGUUUGCUGAAGACCAUAUACUUUUGCAUUAUGUUCAUUGGCUUGACUUGCCAUUGAAUACCUAUACUCUGAUUAUUGACAGUGAUAUGGAUGCUUGGAUGGAAGUUAAAGCCCACAAAACAGACAAACAGCAGUAUUACGGAAGGCCAAUUGCACAGAGUAUUGUGGAAUCUGAAUUUGGAGGGACAGCCUCUAUUUCGAGACAACAAAAUUUGGGAAUCUCUGUUUCAGGAAACCCAGACGUUUCUUAUUCCUAUGGUUUCUGGAGGCUUUUUUCUGCCAAUCUUGAUACUAAUGUAGCAUUUGCUUUGACUGCCGGGAUUGAUUACACAGCAGAAGCUUCGUGCAAUAUACCCGAAAAUGGAUACGGCGCUUUAUUUAUGUUCGAGCCAAGAGACACCGUCAAUACCGAAUACCGGACUUGGGCGUUGCAAAAAAGUUCUUUCAAAAAGAAUAAGUAUGUGGCUGGAGAAUGGGAAGAAAAGACAUUUGCAGCUAGAACUUUUGAUAACCCAGUAUUUGUAUGCACAUUGGAUCCAGAGUAUAUUCAAAAGGUCUUGGGAAUAGAAGAUAAAGGUAUGAUCCCCAACUACAAUGAGUUCAUUCCUCACGGACUUAUCUAAACAAUCUAUUCAAACUAGUCUGCUAGUGAGGUUCUCAGUAUUGGAAAACGGGUUUUUCCUCAUCUCUAAAAUUUCCCUUUACUGUCCACGAUGUCCCAAAUCAACGAGAUUGCCAAAGAAUUAAAAGGAAACUUAAAACAAUUCCCUAACUUCCCUUCUGAAGGGAUCCUUUUCGAAGAUUUCUUGCCUAUCUUCAGCAAACCCGAAUUAUUCCAAAAGUUGGUCGACGCCUUCAAGUUGCAUGUUGGCGACAAAAAGGUCGACUACAUUGUUGGAUUAGAAAGUAGAGGCUUUUUAUUCGGCCCAACCUUAGCCUUGGCUUUGAAUGCUGGUUUCAUCCCCGUGAGGAAGCCUGGUAAGUUGCCUGGACCAACCUUUCAAGCUGAGUUUCAAAAAGAAUAUGGUAGUGACAAAUUCGAGAUUCAACAAGGGGUCAUUCCUGAGGGAGCUAAGGUAAUCAUCGUGGAUGAUAUUUUGGCCACCGGAGGAAGUGCUAGUGCUGCUGGAGAAUUGGUCAAAUUAUCAAAGGCUGAAGUGAUUGAAUAUUUGUUUGUAAUGGAAUUAGACUUUUUGAAAGGUAGAGAUAAAUUAGGUAAACCAGUCUUUACUUUAUUAAGCGGACAAGCUGAAAAGUUGUCCUCAUAGCUAGAAUGUUUAUAUUAAUAUAACUUAUAUACACAAAUAUGGUUAUCCACUUUUGAAUACCAAAAAUGCCAAUUCUCCAAGGUAAAAGUAUGUAAAACACCCCUGGUCAUGGGUCACAUACGAGCCAAAACUUUCACCCACAAUAACAUGCCAGCUGGGUCCAUAUAAUUGGUCCAUUUCUUUCUUCAUGUACGCAGCAAUCUCCUUUUCAACCUUGUAGUUAUCAGUUGCCUCCAGCGCAAGUUCAAACACUUUAGUCUGGAUCUCAUCGGGCAAGUCGGCGACCCUCAAAACGGUUUGCUUUUCAGACAUUAUUUGAUCUUGAGUGUUUACGAUUCUAAAAAUGCGCUACCAUGAAAAACUGAUUGCGUGAGAUAUCCAGGUUGUGUCAUUUGUGAGCCUA